AUGAAUCAAAAGCAAAGUAUCUCCUAUGUUAUUUCUAGCCAAAGUACUAGUCAACAAAAAAAUUAUAGGAUAAGGUUGACUGUGGUGCUAGACUGUACUAGAUUCCUCUUGAUACAAGGAUUGCCAUCUCAUGGUCAUGACGAAUCCAAAGAGUCUCUUAAUAAAGAGAAUCUAAUUGAGCUACUAAAUUGGUAUGCAUCUCGUCGUAAGAAAAUUAAUGAAAUACUAUUUAGUAAUGCUCCUAAAAAUGACCAAAUGACUUCACCAAGCAUCCGUAAAGAUUUGAUUAAUUAUUGUGCUAUAGAGACGACAAGGUCUAUGAUCAAUGAGAUGGGUAAUUCUUUGUUUUCAAUUUUGGUUGAUGAGUCUCGUGAUAAUUAUAUAAAAGAACAAAUGGCAGUUGUUUUGAGGUUUGUUGACAAAAGUGGGCAAGUAAAGGAGCAUUUGUUGGGCAUUUCCCACAUCGCUGAUACUUGUGCCCAAUCACUAAAGGAUGUUAUUGAUGCAAUGUUUUCUACACAUGGGUUGAGCAUAUCUAGCCUGAGAGGUCAAGGUUACGAUGGAGCAAGCAAUAUGUCAGGUGAGUUCAAUGGCUUAAAAGCUUUAAUUUUAAGAGAGAACCCUUGUGCUAUGUAUGUUCAUUGCUUUGCUCACCAGCUUCAGUUGGCAGUUGUUUCUAUGGCACACAGGAAUGUUAUGCUUAGUGAUUUAUUUAACAUGUUUGCUAUUAUUGUGAAUUUGGUCGGUGCAUCAUGUAAACGUGUAGAUGCUCUUCGAAUAAGUUAUCAUUCUAAAAUUCUGGAGAGACUCAAUAUUGAGGAACUUUCUGGUGGAACUAGUUAG
Olea europaea var. sylvestris is the source of this 843-nucleotide messenger RNA. Its product is annotated as zinc finger MYM-type protein 1-like. The coding region runs from base 1 to 843 and encodes 280 amino acids. The transcript has a single exon. The record is from RefSeq and is a predicted model, not a curated record. Lineage: Eukaryota; Viridiplantae; Streptophyta; Magnoliopsida; Lamiales; Oleaceae.